This is a messenger RNA of Haemonchus placei, 321 nucleotides long. The record is from the annotation of a GenBank genome assembly. NCBI's taxonomy places the organism in Eukaryota, Metazoa, Nematoda, Chromadorea, Rhabditida, Trichostrongylidae.
AUGACAAGGAGACAAAACAUCGCAUGGCAGAACGCCAAUCGAGGAAACACCAAGAAGGCUCGAACGCACAAGAACUUUGAGGAUGAGGAUCAUCUACUUAAGUUGAUUUGCGGAAACUUUAUAGAAGAUGAAGAGCAGGAUAUCAUCGAAGAGAAAGGGGACAAGGAAUUCACUACUCUGAUUCUUGUUCCGAUUUCCCCGACGACGAUCAACGAUACCACCUCAUUCGACAAGAGGGCAGAUGUGUCCACUGUUUGGGAAGGUGAAAUCCUCACGUGGAAUGCCUUGAAAGGAGAAAGAAGUGCUGGCAUUGUGGAAUAG